UACCAUUCUAUUACACAAAGAGAGCCCAAUAAGGGAGAAACUAAAGGCAAGCUGCUGUGGAAGUUUUCUUUCUUCUUGAGAAAAUCCAUUUCCAAGAAGAAUAUCUAAGCUUCUGCAGCAGCGACACGUCGUAUAUAUAUAUAUAUAUAUAUCUCUCUCUCUAGCCGUUUGAUCUGUCGUAUAAUCAGAUAUUAUAAUCAUCUGAUGGCUUGCCCUCUUUCUAAGGCCAAACUAUUCUCUGAUGCUCUUUGCUUCUCUAUUACCCGGAGGGGUUACGCGGCGGCAUCACAGCGUUCGGUGUCGGCUGGAUUUGGUAAGGGAGGGUCUAUGAAUGGUUUUGUAGGUAAAGUAGAAGAGACGGCUAUGAUUAAAGAUCAGUCUUCUGGUACUUCCUCUGCGUGGGCCCCUGAUCCACUCACCGGAUACUACAGGCCUGCAAAUUGUGCGGCUGAGAUUGACCCUGUGGAGCUUCGCCAAAUGCUCUUGAGCAACAGAGUUAGGCCUCACUAGAAGAUUAAAAAAAAAAAAAAAAAAAAAA
Messenger RNA from Ziziphus jujuba (common jujube), 538 nucleotides. Its product is annotated as late embryogenesis abundant protein Lea5-D. Gene Ontology annotation, biological process: response to stress. The coding region runs from base 205 to 510 and encodes 101 amino acids. The transcript has 2 exons. Lineage: Eukaryota; Viridiplantae; Streptophyta; Magnoliopsida; Rosales; Rhamnaceae. The record is from RefSeq and is a predicted model, not a curated record. Gene Ontology annotation, cellular component: mitochondrion.